AUGGCAAACCCCUACGCUUCCUAUUUUUGGCCGGUUGUUAAGUACCGGCUAUUUUUGGACUUUAUACCCCCAGACUUUGGUCGCAGUCCACCUAAUGAAAGUGUCAAUGGUCCAAGAGCUAGUUGUCAGAGUGUGAGUCGUCCGGGGCGAGUUGUCUGGAGGUUUGUUAUUCGGAGGCAAGUUGUAGGGAACGAGUUGUCGAUGCCUGGGGCGAGUUACGGGGGAGCGAGUUGUCCAUACCCCAAAAAAUGCUCAGAAUGCAACGAGUUCGUGCACAUCAAAUACAACAACAAGCACGACAUAAUAAAAUUGAGCGAAUCCGCUCCUGUGAUUCUUGAACGAGCUGCAUUCCACUAUGAUCCAGCAAUUGAUUACUGUUCCUACAAAUUGCAUGUAAAAACACUCCAAUUAACAACCAACAUGCGAGUAUUUUUGCAACAAGUUGAAACUGCAAAUGUGUUUGCGAGACAGUUGUUAGACAUUGAAAAUAAUAAAAUUGCAGUGGACACCUCGACCGGAUUCAUCACAUUUUUUAGGGAAAAUUCUGAUAAGAGGUAUUCUCUGCAAGAUGUUUUAACCAUGAUUGAAGAUGAUGACAGCAUCAUUAAAGCUGACAUUUUUAUCAGUCCUCCUGCUGAUAGAAUAAAUUCAGAUGAAGAUGAUGUAUUGGAUGAAAUACAUGAUCAAGGAUCAUUCGACAAUUACUGA
This is a messenger RNA of Helobdella robusta, 708 nucleotides long. RefSeq lists its product as hypothetical. The record is from RefSeq and is a predicted model, not a curated record. NCBI's taxonomy places the organism in Eukaryota, Metazoa, Annelida, Clitellata, Rhynchobdellida, Glossiphoniidae. The transcript is spliced from 5 exons. The coding region runs from base 1 to 708 and encodes 235 amino acids.